Molecule: messenger RNA, 794 nt
Organism: Harpia harpyja (harpy eagle)
Lineage: Eukaryota; Metazoa; Chordata; Aves; Accipitriformes; Accipitridae
Gene: PYM1
Product: PYM homolog 1, exon junction complex associated factor
Biological process (GO): exon-exon junction complex disassembly
Cellular component (GO): exon-exon junction complex; cytoplasm
Molecular function (GO): RNA binding
Source: RefSeq, a predicted model, not a curated record
GGGGCGCUGCCCCUUUAAAAACAAAAUGGCCGCCCGGCUCCGCGUCGCCUCUUCGCCGCCACGCCCGGCUGCCGCCGCCGCCACUUCCGGGGUGGGGCCGGGAGGCCGGAAGUGUGUCGCGCUCGCAAGAUGGCGACUCCCUAUGUGACUGACGAGACCGGGAAGUACAUCGCCUCCACGCAGCGCCCCGACGGCACCUGGCGGAAGCAGCGGCGGGUGAAGGAGGGAUACGUGCCCCAGGAGGAGGUGCCGGUGUACGAGAAUAAAUAUGUGAAGUUUUUCAAAAGCAAACCCGAGCUGCCCCCGGGGCUGAGCCUGGAGGCCACCGCGCAGCCCGCAAGCAGCCCGGCAAGGCGGGAGAGCGGCGAGACGGGACUGUCCAAGGCGGCGAAAAGGAACUUGAAACGCAAAGAGAAGAGGAAGCAGCAGCAGGAGAAGGGGGAGCGGGAGACAGACGAACUGAUCCAGGCGCUGGAGAAGGCCUCUCUGUCGGGGGGCGGCGGCGGGGACAAGGGCCCGCCGGGGGACAGUCGGGCAGCUGCGCCGCAGCCGGCCUGUGGCACCAGGGCCCCCGCCGAGGGGGAAGCCCCCGCCUCGGAGAAGAGCAAGAAGAUCAAGAACCUGAAGAAGAAGCUGCGGCAGGUGGAGGAGCUGCAGCAGCGGCUUGACUCGGGGGAGAUAAAGCAGCCCACGAAAGAGCAGCUGGAGAAGCUGGGGCGGAGGAAAGCCUUGGAGGAGGAACUGCGGGACCUGGAGCUGGACUUGUAAGGGGUGGGCGGGGGGGUUCGGGGGGC